UUGGGGCCAAACUGACAACAAAGUCAAGAUCGUCUUCUUGUCUUUUGUCCCAAAUUGCUCAUCAAACUCAAGAUCGUCUAAAAUCAGUAGCAACCAUGGAGAAACCAAAGUUCAAGACUGUCCAAGAAGUGAUUGCAGCCGGCGAAGGACUACCGGAGAGAUAUCUCCAUGCACCCACCGGCGACGGAGAAAGUCAACCUCUUAAUAGUCCCGUGCCGGAGAUGGAUAUACCGGCCAUCGAUCUAAAUCUUCUCCUCUCUUCUUCUGAAGAGGGUCAACAAGAAUUGAAGAAACUUCACUCGGCACUCUCUACAUGGGGCGUUGUUCAGGUGAUGAAUCAUGGAAUCACUGAAGCGUUUCUUGACAAGAUUUACAAGCUAACCAAGCAGUUCUUUGCGCUUCCGACCGAAGAGAAACAAAAGUGCGCGAGAGAGACAGGUAGUAUCCAAGGAUAUGGAAACGAUAUGAUUCUGUCGGAUGACCAAGUUCUUGAUUGGAUCGACCGUUUGUUUCUCACUACUUACCCUGAAGAUAAGCGUCAACUUAAGUUCUGGCCUCAAGUCCCAACCGGGUUUAGUGACACUUUACAUGAGUACACAAUGAGGCAACGGGUAUUGAUCGAGAAGUUCUUUAAGGCUAUGGCUAGAUCAUUGGAAUUGGAAGAGAAUUGCUUUCUAAAGAUGUAUGGAGAAAAUGCUAUCAUGAAUGCAAGAUUCAAUUUCUUUCCUCCAUGUCCGAGACCAGACAAGGUUAUUGGGAUUAAACCGCACGCUGAUGGCUCGGCUGUCACACUUCUCUUACCAGACAAAGAUGUCGAAGGGCUUCAGUUUCUCAAAGAUGGGAAGUGGUAUAAAGCUCCAAUAGUCCCUGAUACAAUUCUGAUCAAUUUAGGAGACCAGAUGGAGAUAAUGAGCAAUGGGAUAUACAAGAGUCCAGUUCAUAGAGUGGUUACAAACAGAGAAAAGGAAAGGAUAUCUUUGGCAAUGUUUUGUGUACCGGGUCCAGACAAAGAGGUUCAGCCAGCGGAUGGGCUUGUGUCUGAGGCAAGACCAAGAUUGUAUAAAACAGUUACCAAGUAUGCGGAGCUCCACUACAAGUACUAUCAACAGGGUCGAAGAACCAUUGAAGCUGCAUUGAUCUGAUAAAAUACUUUUCAUAUAUUGGGUCUGUUUGCUUGUUGUAACUUGGAACUUUGAACUCUAAGAACAUAUCGUUUGACGUUAUAUAUCAAAGCUAAUGAUCAGUGGUGGUGAGCAAAGCUCCUGGAAUGAAAUUGCCUUC
Messenger RNA from Camelina sativa (false flax), 1281 nucleotides. Lineage: Eukaryota; Viridiplantae; Streptophyta; Magnoliopsida; Brassicales; Brassicaceae. The record is from RefSeq and is a predicted model, not a curated record.